AUGAUGAGGGAGGAGGCAGUGAUGAUGAGGGAGGAGGCAGUGAUGAUGAGGGAGCAGGCAGUGAUGAUGAGGGAGGAGACAGUGAUGAUGAGGGAGGAGACAGUGAUGAUGAGGGAGGAGGCAGUGAUGAUGAGGGAGGAGGCAGUGAUGAUGAGGGAGGAGACAGUGAUGAUGAGGGAGGAGGCAGUGAUGAUGAGGGAGGAGGCAGUGAGGAUGAGGGAGGAGGCAGUGAUGAUGAGGGAGGAGGCAGUGAUGAUGAGGGAGGAGGCAGUGAUGAUGAGUGGAGGAGGAGACAGUGAUGAGGGAGGAGGCAGUGAGGAUGAGGGAGGAGGCAGUGAUGAUGAUGAACAGGAAAAGUGGCACCAACAGCAGGAAACCUCUGUGUCCUUCACAUUUAUCACAUGUAGCUUGACGACAGAGAGGCUCAGUUUGAAUGAGUCUCCUGCGCCCCUGUGGUUCUUGAAGAAGCAGCUAGGGGGCAGCACUGAGCCAGGUGUCUGCGUCAGAACAAAAUCCUCAGUGUCCAGUGCUGUGUCCCUGAAGAGUGACCGGUCUAUGUGGGAUCCACCAGACUUCAGUCUUGAAGCUGCUUCUUCAAAACCACAAUCCUCAGUGUCCAGUGCUGUGUCCCUGAAGAGUGACCGGUCUAUGGAGUUUCAACCAGAGUUCAGUCUUGAAGCUGCUUCUUCAAAACCACAAGAAAAGUCACUGCUGGACUCCAGCCCCAGGGCCCAAGACCUCAGGGCCCAAGACCUCAGGGCCCAAGACCUCAGGACCCAAGACCUCAGGACCCAAGACCUCAGGGCCCAAGACCUCAGGGCCCAAGACCUCAGGACCCAAGACCUCAGGACCCAAGACCUCAGGGCCCAAGACCUCAGAGCGACACAAGAAGAAGAGCUCCAGAAGCUUCUGCAGGAUCAUAAACGGCGUCUGAUCAGCAGAUGUGGGAGUGGCUCAGAGAACCAGGAGCUGGAGCUGGUGGUGCCGCUGUCCUUCAGAGAGAUGAACCUGGUGAAAGGGCAGCGCUACAGUCUGAUGCAGCUCAUACAAGUGUUCCAUCCAGCGCUGGAAAAACAGACUCUCUCUCCACACUCUCUGUCCGUCUCUAAACUACUCUUCAUCUUAGACGGCCUGGACGAGAGCAGACUGGGUCUGGACUUUGACUGUGAGCUCAUCUCUGAGUGCUCUGCUCUGGCCUACAUGCUGCAGAUGUCAGACCAGGUCCUGGAGGAACUGGACCUAGAGAAGUACAACACGUCUGUAGAAGGCCGUAGGAGACUGAUCCCUGCUGUGAGGAACUGCAGGAAGGCUCGGUUGUGUAACUUUAGAUUCUCAGAGACCGACUGUGAAGUGGUGGCAUCAGCGCUGAGUUCCAGCCCCUCCCUUCUCACUGAACUGGAUCUGAGUGAGAAUAAACUGAGUGACUCAAGUGUGUCUGUGCUGUGUGCUGGACUGCGGAGUCCUCACUGUGAGCUCUCCUCUCUCAGGUUGAAGCGCUGUGGUUUGUCAGAGAUCAGCUGGUCCUCUGUGGCCUCAGCUCUGGAGUCCAACCCCUCACAUCUCACAGACCUGGACCUGAGCUGGAACAAUCUGUCUGAUUCAGCAGUGUCUGAUCUGUGUGGUUUUCUACAGAGUCCAGACUGUCGACUGGAGAGACUCAGCACAGUUCAUGACGCACCAAACCAACCGAGCUCUCUGCAGACCUCAGCACGUGUGGAGCCCGCGGCGGCGUCUCAGGUCUGCAGGAGGCCAGUUUAUCGGUAUAGCACAGUCCAGACUCUCACUGAGCUGAACUAA
Knipowitschia caucasica is the source of this 1797-nucleotide messenger RNA. The record is from the annotation of a GenBank genome assembly. NCBI's taxonomy places the organism in Eukaryota, Metazoa, Chordata, Actinopteri, Gobiiformes, Gobiidae.